AUGGAGAAUCACGCAUCACAGACGGAAGAUAUUCAGGAGCGGAAGCACAACGACGAAGGGAAACCACACCAGCAAAAUCAGGUUGCCGGAGGCAACCCAUCUGCUAAAAACAACAAGAAGAGGAGGAAGCAGAGAGAAGUGUUUCCAUUUGGAAACUACAGAAACUACUACGGAUACCGUAUUGGUCAAGAGUUGGAUGAAGAUCCUAGGAUUAAGGUCUUAAAGAGGGAGUGGUUUGAGGGGAAAGAUUGUCUCGACAUUGGCUGCAAUAGUGGCAUCAUCACCAUCCAUAUUGCCAAAAAGUAUAGCUGCCGGAGCAUGCUUGGAGUAGAUAUAGACCCCGCCCGUAUUUCUGAUGCAUAUUGGCACUUGAGAAAAUUUUCGAGAGAGCAUUCUGGGAGUAGUAGUACAAAGAUCUCCAAGGAAGAGGUCAAAGAGAAAUUGAAUGCUUCCAUGCUAAUUGCACAUGCAGUACCAGGAGAUGACAAGGAGACCAAGAAAGACUCAUCAUUUUCCAAGACAAGAAAUCUGUUUGAUGUAGUUUCCUUCAGACAAGAAAAUUUUGUUGACAGUCGGCACUCCUAUGAGAAGCAGUAUGAUACUAUUCUAUGUUUGAGUGUAGCAAAGUGGAUUCACCUGAACUGGGAAGAUGAUGGGUUGAUUACCCUAUUUUCUAAAGUGUGGAAACUACUUGUCCCGGGUGGCACUUUUAUAUUGGAGCCACAGCCUUGGGAUUCGUAUAAGAAGAACUACCAAGUCUCCAAGGUAUUUGUUUUUCGUCUUCAAGUAAGCAGGUUCUAUGUUUACAAAUUGUUUCAUCAUGUCAAACUUGAACUUCUUUCUUCUUUGUUCUCGCGAACAAAGCAGUUCUAUGAUAACUACUUUUAUCGUGGUAAACCCCAAUCUUCGGUUUUGGAUGGGAUGUGA
Linum tenue is the source of this 927-nucleotide messenger RNA. The record is from the annotation of a GenBank genome assembly. NCBI's taxonomy places the organism in Eukaryota, Viridiplantae, Streptophyta, Magnoliopsida, Malpighiales, Linaceae.